Messenger RNA from Salvia splendens (bonfire salvia), 1173 nucleotides. RefSeq lists its product as uncharacterized. Gene Ontology annotation, biological process: RNA processing. The coding region runs from base 58 to 774 and encodes 238 amino acids. Lineage: Eukaryota; Viridiplantae; Streptophyta; Magnoliopsida; Lamiales; Lamiaceae. The transcript is spliced from 7 exons. The record is from RefSeq and is a predicted model, not a curated record. Gene Ontology annotation, molecular function: ribonuclease III activity.
UCAGCAGUCAAAUACUUAUCCAGAAGCAGGUGGAGAUAAUCUCGCCGGCGAAAUCGAAUGGCGGUGGCGCUGCCAAUAUUUCCACUAUCAUUCACCGUACGAGCUUCCUCUGUCGACACUGAACAGCGCCUCCCUUACAACCGCCAGCGCACUUAUCCGAAGAAACCAGAAGCUCUGACGGCGGCAUCACCAUCUACUCCAGCCAAAAAAAAGGCGAAAAUAUCCAUUUCAGAUCUCCUCAAUCGCAACAUUUUGAAAUCAACUACUCAAGGUGAAUCUAGUGAUUCAUAUUUGGGGUAUGAAACAUGGACGCCCAAACCGCCUAGAGUGGAGAAGCCUCGUUCUACUUUCAAUUCGGCAUCACUAGCUUACUUAGGCGACUGCAUUUAUGAGCUCUAUGCUCGCAGGCACUUUUUGUUUCCCCCGCUAAAUAUUGAAGAAUAUAAUGACCGGGUGAUGGCUGUAGUACGUUGUGAGGCCCAGGAUGCAAUGCUCCAAAAACUUAUGAGUGAUAACUUCUUAUCACCAGAGGAGAGGGAUGUGCUGCGUUGGGGGAAAAAUAUUGGUUCCUCCAAAACCAAGACGAAGACGAGAGCAGGUGUGGCAGUUUACAACAGAGCAUCUUCAUUGGAGACACUUGUAGGUUACUUGUAUCUUACAAAUGUUCAACGGCUAGAUGAGAUCAUGGAAAGAAUAGGCUUUUCUACUGAUACUUCUACUGACUUAGAACAAGGGAAAGGAAAUGUUAACAACACCGUUCUUCCCAAGAUAUGACUAUCCCAUGAAAGCAACUCCAGCAAGAUUGCUCGUUGCAAUGUGUAAACGAAAGGUCCCUUGCAUCAAAAGGCCAAUUAAAGAGAACAAGUGAAGACUGUAACUGGUCCGGAAUUCUUGAUCAGGUACUUGGUUACUAUCCCCUUGCAUUGAUACCUAGAUAUAUGACAAAAAUGGACAGAUUAAAAAGUCUCAUUCCGUCACAUGGUCGAUUGAGCUUUUCCUCAAUUGCUUUAUGGAACUUUUCAUAUAUUGACAUCGACUGCUUUGUAUAUAUAUCGAGAUGAUUUGUAGCCCUGUUCUAGAAUGAUCCACACGACAUGUCCUAGGCAACAUGAGUCUUAAAUUCACCUUCUGUCCUGUAUCUAUACUCUUUUACAGACUUCUUGCUACUUGCAA